GGCGCCGGAGGAGCGCGAGGCCGAGGCGGGCGGCGGCGGGCGCCUCACGAUGUUUUACUCAGGGCUCCUCACCGAGAGCGGCCGCAAGGAGCCCGACCUGCGGGAAGCGGCGUCGCUGCGGCAGCAGCGCCGGAUGAAGCAGGCCGUGCAGUUCAUUCACAAGGACUCCGCCGACCUGCUGCCCCUGGACGGCCUCAAGAAGCUGGGCUCGUCCAAGGACACGCAACCUCAUAACAUUCUGCAAAGACGCCUGAUGGAAACCAAUCUGUCUAAGCUUCGAAGUAGCCGUGUCCCUUGGGCAUCCAAGACCAACAAACUCAAUCAUUCUAAGUCAGAGGGGCUAAAGAAGUCUGAGGAUGAUGACAUGAUUUUGGUUUCUUGCCAGUGUGCUGGCAAGGAUGUGAAAGCCUUGGUUGACACAGGCUGUCAGUAUAAUCUUAUCUCUUCAGCCUGUGUGGACAGACUGGGACUCAAGGAACAUGUCAAAUCUCAUAAGCAUGAAGGAGAGAAACUUUCUCUACCCCGACAUCUGAAAGUGGUGGGCCACAUUGAACACUUAGUGAUCACACUGGGCUCCCUCCGCCUAGACUGCCCAGCAGUUGUGAUUGAUGAUAAUGAGAAAAAUUUGUCCCUGGGUCUCCAGACUCUCCGAUCACUCAAGUGCAUCAUAAACUUGGAUAAGCACCGGCUGAUCAUGGGGAAGACAGACAAGGAAGAAAUACCUUUUGUGGAGACACUUUCUUUGAAUGAAGACAACACUUCAGAAGCAUAACUACUGCCUGCAGUUUUUCUGCACGUGUACACACACCAGGUUGACAGAUUGGGAAAUCGGGUUUGAAUCAAAUGCAGUAGCAGCUUGCUGUGGACCAAGUCCUUUCAUUCAAUAGAAGCUCUAGGGGCGUCCUUCUCACCCAGACCUCUCUAGACUUUAGUCUGUGCUUAGAGAUAUUGUCUGGUUAUAGCCAUUUUUUUUUUACUUCUUUGAUCACUUAAUGUGACACUGCCAGGUCUCACUGUGGCCUCUUUCUCUGCUUCUUCCAGGAAUUUGCUUUUAUUAGUCACAUAGAGAAGCUUCCCAGGUACUACUUCAUAGAUGUAAUUGCUUCUUUUCUUGUAGUUAAAGUGUAUAAUAAACAGGAACCUGACUUUUACCUCCUUUCACCUGUUUCAGAGAGACAUAGGAUGCCUAUGUCUCAGAAUUAGAAUUUCUUCUAAUUCAUUCAUUGAUUUCUCAAAUACAAAUUGAUAUGAAAUUGCUGAGAGAUAAUCUACCAACUUUUUAAUUUAAAGGACCAGAAAUGGCUGGGAAGAUAGCUCAAAGGGCUAAAUCACAUUCUUGGCAGACAGGGCUCUAAACCAUAUUGUUUUUCACCUUGGUAAUCCCCAACAGUGCUUGGGACGUCCAAGAAAUGAAAAAGCAAAAAGCUCAAAACAUGCAAAAAAAAAUCCUGAGAGGUAAGUGAAUUGUUUAAGUCAGUGGAUCCACAGACCAGUGUUGAGUAGUUUAUAUAGUGAGUGAGUGGCAGAAGGACCUGGAACUCAGGCCUCAUAAGCCCAGGUACUUUUCAUUCUCUUUGUCUUAAAGACUUUCUAGGGGGACCAAAAUAGGGUUUGUAGAAAUUCAGUGUAGAAAAACAUGCUCUGGGGAUGGAUGCUAAGGAGUUCUAAAUAGCACUUUCUCCUGUAUGCUCACUACCUGUAAACUGUCACAUUUAGACUUUUCACUUGGUUCCUAAAAUUUGAGAGUGUAAAGAUCAAUGGCAUGGUCUCUCAUCUUGGACUUCUUGGAGGAGUGGCAGGUGAAGGGACCACACAAAGAAGAAAACCAGUCAAUUUCUGAGGAUUGGAGUUCUGUCAUGGUACCAAGUAAAGAGAUGGAGCAAGGGGCUGUCAUGUUAAGGACAGCUUGGUAUUUUGGUUUGUUUUUGUUUUUGUAACUGCUCAGUAUUUUCUGAUUCUAUUCAAAAAGUUAGGUAAUCACAGGGAUCUGUUGAACCUUUUUUGUUGCGAUGUCAGGUGAAGAUUCCUGUAAUGUAAUCUCCCCUUUAAUUUGGUCACAGAAGUGCUCAGCAAAGUCAGAAAAAUAUUGUGCUUUUACAUCCCUUUAGAGAUUUCCUAAGUCUGUCCUUGGUUCAUAAUUGUAGUUCCCAGAAUAUUCAAUGAAUCCUACUUAGAGUGUUGCCAGGUCCAACCUAUAAUCUUGUGUAGUAUUAUCUGCUGACCCUACAUAACGUUUUUAGCCUCACAGAAACUUCUUUAAGACUAGGAACUUGACCUCCAUUUCAAGAAUUGGGCAGCUUGUUGUUAGUAAGCCCCAGAUCUCCUUCCUCCAGUUUAUAGAGGAAGCAGGAUGGGAACUAAAUUCUGUAGGGAUGGCCACACCUGAACCUCAGCAGAGUGAUCCAAGGAUUACCAGCCAGCUUUCAGUGUCCCUACCAGCUUCACCCCUUUAUCUUGUAUAGGAUGCCUUUCUACACUGUUCCCUUACUAACCAUGACACCAUUUUGAUUGCUUCUUAGGACUGAGUGAAAUACUUCACCCCUUUCUUCCAUAGUCAAAAAUUCUAGCCCGAGCCUUAACUUGGUCAUAAAUGAGGCAUGUUGGAAAUCCUUAGCAUGGACUAUCCUAUUUGGAUUCCUUAUGGACUCAGUAAAGCCAGGAAUUUUCUGUUGCUAGAAGAUGUGUCUGAUUUGGCUCUUUGAGUUCAGAUCAAGGGGAUGACCAGAUGACCAUUAGUGAUAUUUCUGGCAUAUAGGACUCAGUGACUUUCUAAUUUUGUAAUUGAAACAGUUGGUAUGAUCGGAGCUUAGGGAAUCAUAAUCUCAUUCAGUUAAGUCAAGUUGUGUGAAUUCAGUCAGUAAUUGUGAUUUGUGAUUUAACUCUCAGCCUUGAUAGAGGUAUCUAAAAGUGUCCAAGGACAAUCAUGGCAAAUCUUGGGCACCAUUAAUCUUUAAAUGCUGCCAAGUUGAUUAAGCUGAUAAUCUCUUCUCCCUGAUAUUCGUAAGGGAGCACUGGGUCUACUUAUUAGGGAUAAGACAGGUAAGCAGAUAUAAUUAUUUCCUCCAAGAAUCAUAGAAAAUUCUAGCAUUUCUGAAUGAGGGUGUGAGAAAAGAGUGUCUAUGCAGGCUACAGACUUGAAGACAGUAGCAAAAAGUAAGACUGUAGAACCACUAUUAUCCCUUGUUAGAUGUUCAUCUCACAUAUAGGGAAUUUGAAAAAUACUGAUUUUUGUCAUUUCUAUGCCUGACACAUUUAAGGAACAGAUGUUUUCUGACUUUUCUAUUCUCUUGACCUGCACAGAUUCCCACCUGGUAAGAUUUUCUAUUUCUUAGCUCAAAGUAUCUGUAGAAUGAAGUUAUUAGUAUGUUAGCUCUCCUCACUCUUGUAUAAUAGAAAUAUUUUUUCAGGCUGGGAACAUGGAGGAAAUGAACUGGAUUCUUCCCUCCUUCUGUUGCCAGGCCUCUGCAUUGGCACUUUAUCUGCUGUGUUUCUAGCUGUAUUUGGUUUAUUUGUGAGACUAAUGUAAUAAUAAAGUUAAAUAUUCUCCUGUG
Sorex araneus (European shrew) is the source of this 3551-nucleotide messenger RNA. RefSeq names its product nuclear receptor interacting protein 3 (gene NRIP3). The transcript is spliced from 7 exons. NCBI's taxonomy places the organism in Eukaryota, Metazoa, Chordata, Mammalia, Eulipotyphla, Soricidae. Gene Ontology annotation, biological process: proteolysis. Gene Ontology annotation, molecular function: aspartic-type endopeptidase activity. The record is from RefSeq and is a predicted model, not a curated record. The coding region runs from base 50 to 772 and encodes 240 amino acids.